This is a messenger RNA of Arabidopsis thaliana (thale cress), 1465 nucleotides long. RefSeq names its product Tetratricopeptide repeat (TPR)-like superfamily protein. The record is from RefSeq and is marked reviewed. The transcript has a single exon. The coding region runs from base 96 to 1334 and encodes 412 amino acids. NCBI's taxonomy places the organism in Eukaryota, Viridiplantae, Streptophyta, Magnoliopsida, Brassicales, Brassicaceae. Gene Ontology annotation, cellular component: mitochondrion.
UUUUCAUUCUAUUCGUCUCACUUAGUCUGAGUUUUAAUAAUUUAUUUUCCAUUUUUCUGUACAGCCAGUCCUCGUCUUGCUGGCCUGCAAUAAUAAUGUCUCUGAUCGGCCGCCUCAAUCUUGGUCGGCGCUUCUGCACCGCCGUGCCAAGAAGAUCGGAAGACAUAAUGUCAAACCCAGAUUGCCGCCCUUCUGAUCUAUGCUUGAGGGUCUCGUACUUGAUCAGAUGCGUUGGGGAUCUCGACACGGCGGCGAAGUACGCUCGUUUGGCUGUUUUCACCAGCAUCAAAUCGGAGUCAACAACAACAAUAUGUCAAUCCAUCAUCGGAGGCAUGUUACGGGAUAAAAGGCUCAAGGACGCUUAUGAUCUCUACGAGUUCUUCUUCAAUCAGCAUAACCUCAGACCCAACAGCCAUUGCUGGAACUACAUCAUCGAAUCUGGUUUCCAACAAGGUCUUGUCAACGAUGCUCUGCAUUUCCACCACCGAUGCAUCAAUUCCGGUCAGGUCCACGACUACCCAAGCGACGAUUCUUUCAGGAUCUUGACUAAAGGGUUAGUCCACUCCGGUCGGUUGGACCAAGCCGAAGCCUUUCUUAGAGGCAGGACAGUCAAUCGAACCACCUACCCAGAUCACGUGGCGUACAACAAUCUGAUUCGCGGGUUUUUGGAUCUUGGAAAUUUUAAAAAGGCGAAUCUAGUCUUGGGCGAAUUCAAACGCUUGUUUUUGAUUGCCCUAUCCGAGACCAAAGAUGAUUUGCACCAUUCAAACUAUGAAAACAGAGUCGCAUUCCUGAUGGCCACAUUCAUGGAGUACUGGUUUAAGCAAGGUAAACAGGUGGAAGCUAUGGAGUGUUACAACCGCUGUGUUCUAUCAAACAGGUUACUGGUUUGUGCCGAAACGGGUAACGCCCUUUUGAAAGUCCUGCUCAAAUACGGUGAAAAAAAAAAUGCUUGGGCAUUGUACCAUGAACUCUUAGAUAAAAAUGGAACCGGUAAGGGUUGCUUGGACUCUGAUACCAUUAAGAUAAUGGUGGACGAGUGCUUUGAUAUGGGUUGGUUUAGUGAGGCUAUGGAGACCUACAAAAAGGCGAGACCCAAGAACGACUACCUCAGUGACAAAUACAUUAUUACAAGGUUUUGCGAAAACAGGAUGUUGUCAGAAGCAGAGUCUGUUUUUGUUGAUUCACUUGCUGAUGAUUUUGGAUAUAUUGAUGUUAACACUUAUAAAACAAUGAUCGAUGCUUAUGUGAAGGCUGGGAGAAUACAUGAUGCUAUAAAAACCUCCAACAAGAUGAUCGAUGCAACUCUAAAGGAGGUCUCCCAUCUCUUUUGACCAUUCCUCGUCACUUGGUGAUCUUUAUUUAAUGUCCCUUUUUAAUAUAUUUUUUAUCAGACAAUAAUAGAUUUUUGUUUGUUUUUAUUGGUCGGCCAAUUUAUCCACUAGAUGAAGACAUAAACGUUUAC